AAUAACUUUUUGUGUUUGAAUCAACUGUUGUUCUGUGCUUGUGCUAUCAAAUUUUUUGAAUUAGUUUUCUCUUCUCUUGGAUAAAUUUUCCUUUUUUGUCCCAUACGAUACCACAAAAGAGAAGCAGAGAGCUUUCGAUAUUAACAUUAUCCCAUACAUUAUCAUUGCAACCAAAUUUAAUAAUGAAAUGAUAACUCCCGCCAAAAUAAAAUGAAAUAACCUGUAUCAGAGUCUGUCCUGUAGUCAAAAAAUGUAAAUAUUGUAAAUGCUGUGCCGUGCUAACAAGUAGAUAGAUACAAAUAAUAAGCAGUAUAUUCUUAAUCAAAGGGUAAAUCUUUAUUAUAAUCUUCAAUUUCAAUUCGUGUUAUGUGUGUGAUUUAAAUUUCCCCAUUGUAACAAUGGUAGUGGUGAAUAUAAAUGGUAUAGAUGUAAUUUUCCCUUUCGAACCCUAUGAAAUCCAAAAAAAUUAUAUGAGUAAAGUGAUAGAAUGCCUAUCAACAGAAAAUAAUGGAAUUUUGGAAUCUCCGACUGGUACAGGAAAAACUUUAUCACUCUUAUGUUCUACAUUAGCAUGGCUCGAAGCCAAAAAGGCUCAAUUACAGUUAGAACGGGGUAUGCUUGAAAAUCAGGAUGAUGAUUUUUUGAAGAGGCUCAAUGAGCAAUUGGGAAUGAAAAGUGGAAGAAGUGGAAAAUCAUUUCUUGGUGUACCAACUAUAAUCUAUGCUUCGAGAACACAUACACAACUAACACAAGCAGUGGGUGAAAUGAAGAUGACCGCUUAUAAUCAUAUGAAGGCUUGUGUGAUAGGUUCUAGAGAACAAAUGUGCAUUCAUCCAGAAGUUGUCAGGGAACAGAAUAAUCAGACAAAGAUUACGAUGUGUAAUCUCAAAACAAAAACAAGGACUUGCAAUUUUUAUAAUAACUUACAAAAGAAAAAAGAAGACCCACAAAUAAGGAAUAUAAAUAUUGUUGAUAUUGAAGAUUUGGUAGCAUUGGGAAAAUCUCAUAGAUUUUGCCCUUAUUUCAUGGCAAAAGAAUUCAAAUCAAAUUCUGACAUCGUAUUCAUGCCAUACAAUUAUCUAUUAGAGCCUAGAUUCAGGAAAACAUUAGGUAUCGAACUAGCAAACAAUAUCAUUAUAUUAGAUGAAGCGCAUAAUGUAGAAAAAAUGUGUGAGGAAUCAGCAUCCUUGCAAUUAAAAUCAACCGAUAUAGCUCUAGCUAUCGAGGAAGUUACAACAAUUAUGAAAAUGCUCACCGAACAACCAGCGGUAUUCGAUGAUGAAAAUACAUCCAGGGAUUUUUCUGCCGAUGAUCUGAUAAUACUCAAACAAAUCCUUCUAGAUUUAGAAAAAGAACUGGAUGCAAUUACAUUGAGUAAGAAUCCUGAGGGUACAACAUUUGGUGGAAACUUUAUUUUCGAGCUGUUGACUAAAGCGGGGAUAAAACAAGAAAACCAUCAGAUAAUUAUCGUUCUGCUUGAAAAAUUAGUGGAGUUUUUGAGUGUAGCUGCGGAAGAUGGUCCUUUUAAAAGGAGGGGAAAUGCACUGAAACUAAUUGAAGAUGCUCUGAGGGUUAUAUUCCUGGAUAAUUCUGCUCAAUAUAAACAAAGGGUUGAUAAAUGUUAUAAGGUUCACAUAAUCGUUGAAGAGCCAAAAAAGAAAGAAAACAAUUCUUGGUUUUCAAAAAAGAGUAAAGAUUCUUGCAGAGUUUUGAGCUACUGGUGUUUCAGUCCAGGUUUCGGAAUGAAAAUGCUUCUUGAUGAAGGUGUACGCUGCUGUAUUCUCACCAGUGGUACAUUAGCACCUUUGAAACCAUUAAUCACUGAAUUGGAAUUCCAAAAUCCCGUCCACUUAGAAAACCCCCAUGUUGUCCAAGAUACUCAGCUUUGCGUGAGGAUUAUAUCUAACGGUCCCGAUAACGAGAGGUUGACCUGUUCUUUCCAAAAUAGGGAUAACGAAAAUUAUUUGAGGUCUUUAGGGUAUACAAUAAUGAACAUGACCCGACUUAUACCUAACGGUCUAUUGAUCUUCUUUCCCUCGUACCCUAUCAUGAACAAAUGUAUGGAGUAUUGGCAGAACCAUGGAAUUUGGAGCAGUAUAACGAAUUUAAAAUCAAUAUACACCGAACCCAGGGACAAAGUAUCAUUUUCUAAUGCAAUGACUGAAUAUUAUGAUAAAAUCAGAGAUCCAACUGCUAAGGGAGCGAUAUUUAUGGGUGUUUGUAGGGGAAAAAUAUCGGAAGGGUUGGAUUUUGCAGAUCUGAAUGGACGAGGUGUGAUAAUUGUCGGACUGCCUUUUCCACCCCUGAAAGAUCCCCGUGUAAUAUUGAAAAAGAGGUAUUUGGACAAUUGUAGAUCGACAAAUCAGGAGUAUAUAGGGGGAGAUAAGUGGUAUACUCUGGAAGCCUGUAGGGCGGUUAAUCAAGCAAUAGGAAGAGUAAUAAGACAUAGAAAUGACUAUGGGGCCAUUUUAUUACUGGAUGAACGUUUUAAGAACCCUAACAUCCAAUCCCAACUAUCUUCAUGGCUGAGAGACAGAAUAAAAAUCGUUCAAAAUUUCGGAGAAAUAACUAGGGAUCUUAGGUUGUUUUAUAAGCACGCAUCCGAAAAGUUUCCCCUUUGUAACAACAAAAAAGCUACAGCAGGUCUUCCAAAGGAGUUGAGGAGUGAAACUCAACAAUCACAUUCCUUCAGCAACGCUUACAAUUGCUUUCAGUUCAGUUCUGACGGUAGUAGUUCAAACCAGCAAUCCUCAAGUAAUUCGCUUGGGGAAAGUAGCUCUUCUACAAGCUCGAUGUUGGAAGGUUACAGAAAGAGAGUAGGUGCACAAAUAGGCGGAAUCGCCAAGAAAAUGAAGAUUAGAUUAGUACCAAAUCCCACAGUAGAAAAUACUAAGGAAGAAGAGAAUGAAGCAGUUUCUGAAAGUACCAAAGAAUAUAUUGCAAUGGUUCGUAAGGCUUUUGAUGUAAAAACCUUCAAAGAAUUCGUUGCGAUAUUGCAAGCAUACAAACAAAAUAAGAAUUUAGAUGAAUUGAAGAAUAGGCUUGAUGAAAUUUUUAAAUCUAGGCAUAAUUUGAGAUAUCUUUUACAGGGAGUGGAAAAAUAUGUGGAUAAAGAUCAGAAAGAGGAAUUCAGAAUCUUCUGGGAACAGUCCAGAUGAAUGUUUUACAAUGUUUUUUUUUUCUUGUAAAUAGAACGAAAUAUUUAUUUUUUGAGUUUUAACUAAUAUACUUACUUCAGGAAUUUCAA
Molecule: messenger RNA, 3247 nt
Organism: Coccinella septempunctata (seven-spotted ladybird)
Lineage: Eukaryota; Metazoa; Arthropoda; Insecta; Coleoptera; Coccinellidae
Gene: Rtel1
Product: regulator of telomere elongation helicase 1 homolog
Exons: 11
Coding region: 399-3158 (919 amino acids)
Biological process (GO): regulation of double-strand break repair via homologous recombination; negative regulation of t-circle formation; negative regulation of DNA recombination
Cellular component (GO): nucleus
Molecular function (GO): DNA binding; DNA polymerase binding; DNA helicase activity
Source: RefSeq, a predicted model, not a curated record